Molecule: messenger RNA, 1789 nt
Organism: Chaetomium fimeti
Lineage: Eukaryota; Fungi; Ascomycota; Sordariomycetes; Sordariales; Chaetomiaceae
Exons: 2
Coding region: 279-1670 (463 amino acids)
Source: RefSeq, a predicted model, not a curated record
GCCCGGGUCAAACGGGUGAUCAUUACUAAUUCUAGAACCCUCAAUAAAUCUUCCUUCAAGAGCAAGUGAGGGGGCACGCUCUGGUCGAAAAAAAGGCGAACCGAAAAGGAAAGAAAAGGAUGAAACAACAAAUAACAGAAGAUCGACGAGAACGCCAAAGAAAAUAAUCAGGGCAAAAAAAAAGAUCAAUGAGGUAAGACCUAUUUCUUUGGGUUUCAGCAUGACUUUCGUUUCUUCGGACAGUCGAGGACUCAGGUGUGCAUGCAUUAUCACAGUGCAUGGUCGCCAUCUCCACUUACUUUCGUUGGAGUUCGGCUUUUUUUUGCCCAUCGGGUGCGGGGAUAUUUGGGGGCUGUGAGGCUGGGGGAGAAGAGAUCAGGGCUUCCCACUCAGUCACAUACCUACCCUGCCGUAGGAAUGAGCUGGGCCACAUUCUGGUUACGCGGUCUGUUCGGUUACCGGUACUACUUCCAAACACAAUCAUGAGUCGAGUGCGUCCCCUACUAAGUACCACCAUAACAAUUCCUGACCCUUUCACGGUCUCACCAACAAUGCCGUUCCCCGACCCGCCGCUGCCCGCCCUCCCUUCGACCGCCGAAUUCAUCCCCGAGGAAUGGCGGCCCUCACAACAGACCCAGUCGCACUAUUUCGACCUGCCACUUGAGCUUCGCCAUCUGAUCCUGCGCACGGCAUUCGGCGACAGGACAAUCCACAUCGACCUCCGUUCGCGCAACAGCCUCCACCCUCAACCGCUCCACACCGACCCUUGUCCGCCUGACCGCCUGUGGAUGUGGUAUUCAUGCUUCUGCUACAAAAGGCAACGGGAUGGUGGCCAUGCGGGUGCCAACACUCAUUUUCACGCCCUGUUUGCGGAUGGUUGUUGGGCGGGCGGGAAGCGGUGCUGCACUCCUGACCAACGCGAUCUCCUUCCAGAGGAAGGGCGAAUUGGGGUGAUGGGGUUCCUGCUGUCCUGCAAACGCGCCUGCGAUGAGGGACUCUCAAUCCUCUAUGCAACAAACACCAUCUCCGUCCAUCGCGAGCCGUUCAUCUACGGGCUGCUACAGCAGGGGAUCGUCCCCGACGCGCCGAGGCUCACGGGUUCGGCCAUGCAACUCGUCAGAUCUCUUCAGAUGAGGUCGCCGCUCGUGCUUCGGUCUGCGUCAAACGAGGAGCGAAGCCCCCGCGAGAUUAAGAAUCACACUGUCGUUUUAGAGGAGCUCCGUCUCCUACCGCGGGCAUUCCCUAACCUAAGGCGGCUAGAAUGGAUCCCCGCGCGGGGUGUGUACACUCGGGCUGAGCGCAUGGGGCUGCAGGCUGUGGAAGAGAUUGAGGACCUCCUGCUCCGCCCGUUACUAACGGCCAGCGCCAUGAUGCCCGCCUUGAGGGAACUCGUGGUGCCAUUACCGUUCAACUUGUUUGUCCUGGCCACGGCCCUGGAGCGGUAUAGGCCGAAGCCCAAGGUCGAUUUUCAAGGGCAGAAGCUUGGGUCAAUCCGUAUGUGGUAUCCCUUUACCGUACGGCCGGGGACACCAGGGCCAGACGGCGGGGGGUUUUGGUUGGUUUUUGGCGAGAAUCAGGCUCGAGAACAGGAGUUUGAUAAACGUUUCAUCAUCAAAACCGGUCCGUUGAGGCACGUCUAUGCCGAAGAGGAACCUUCCACCUUGGGUUGAGGUGAUCGAGUCUGGUUCGUACUCCGUGUGCCGGUUUCGGGAGGCGAAUGUGGCUCCUUCUGGGUGCCACGCCCCCUUUCCUGCCGUUGCCAUUCCUCGAGCACAAUCAUCUUCCUUUC